This is a messenger RNA of Beta vulgaris subsp. vulgaris (sugar beet), 1604 nucleotides long. Its product is annotated as 13S globulin seed storage protein 1. Lineage: Eukaryota; Viridiplantae; Streptophyta; Magnoliopsida; Caryophyllales; Amaranthaceae. The transcript is spliced from 4 exons. Bases 50 to 1417 code for a protein of 455 amino acids. The record is from RefSeq and is a predicted model, not a curated record. Gene Ontology annotation, molecular function: nutrient reservoir activity.
UUGUGCUACCAUCUUUCUUCCUAAUAGUAUUUUUUGUUUGGCUUUGACAAUGGCUGCCACUAAUGUUCUGUUGUUCUCCUUAUUAUCUCUAUGCCUUAUUGCUCUCCUUUCUCCUACCUUAGCUCAGAUCCCAACGCUGCAAAGGCCACAAAGGGGGCAGCAAUGGCAACAUGAGUGCGACAUCCAGCAGCUGAGAGCGGCAGAGCCGACUCGCCGGCUCAGGGCUGAGGCCGGGUUGAUCGAGGUUUGGGAGACGAAUGAUGAGCAAUUCCGCUGUGCAGGCGUGGCCGCUGUUCGUUAUGUCAUUGAGCCUAAAGGCCUUCUUUUGCCUUCUUACACCAAUGCUCCUUAUGUCACUUAUGUUACACAAGGGAGGGGUUUACAAGGAGUGAUAGUCCCGGGGUGCCCUGAGAGCUUUGAGUCACCAAGAGUCGGUUCAGAAACAUCUCAAGAAGAAGAAAGAGACCACCACCAAAAAGUUUUCCGAGUGCGAGAAGGUGAUGUGAUAGGUUCACCUGCUGGUGUAGUUCAAUGGACUUACAAUGAUGGGGAUACCCCUAUUGUUAGUGUCACCUUGCUCGACCUUAGCAAUCCUCAUAACCAACUUGAUCUCAAUUUUAGGAGUUUCUAUCUAGCUGGGAAUCCUCAAGGCCAAAAAGGCCAAGAGCGAGGCCCUAGAGAAGUUGCAGGAAAGAACAUCUUCAAUGGCUUCAACGAUGAGCUGCUAGCUGAUGUUUUUAAUGUAGACACCGAGAUAAUAAGGAACAUAAAGGCUGAAAACGAUGACAGAGGCAGCAUCAUUCGAGUCGAACGCGAUCUCGAGCUUUUAAACCCUGAAUGGGAUCAAAUGGAAGAAGAAAGAAUGAGAAGAUUUAAUGGCUUGGAAGAAACAUUCUGCUCCUUAAGCUUUAAACAUAACAUUGAUCAACCAUUGCAUGCUGAUGUUUUUACUAAGUAUGGUGGUCGUAUUAACACCCUUAAUGGUCAUAAACUCCCCCUUCUACAAUAUAUUCAACUUAGUGUUGAGAGGGGUGUGCUUUACAAGAAUGCACUGAUGACACCCCACUGGAACAUGAACGCCCACAGCAUAAUGUACAUAACACGAGGUACGGGUCGAAUUCAAGUAGCUCGAGAAAAUGGGCUGUUAGUGUUCGAUGGCCGGGUCCAAGAAGGGCAGCUCUUGGUAGUCCCACAAAACUUUGUGGUGGUGAAGAAGGCGGAACAAGAAGGGCUAGAAUGGGUGUCUUUCAAGACCAACAAUAACGCGAUUAUUAGUCCUUUAGCCGGGAGGAUUUCGGCCAUCCGAAGUAUGCCGGAGGAGGUGCUCAUGAAUUCUUACGACUUGUCUAGGGAUGAAGUGAGGAGGCUCAAGUAUGGAAGGGAAGAGUUAAGUGUGUUUAGUCCUAGGUUGGAUUAGGUCACUUUAGCUAGUUAAGGGAGUUUGUGUUAUGAGAGAGCUUACAACUUCGAUUGUGUAUCUUAAUUUUUAGAACGUGAGUAGGUGUUUGAAUAAGAGGAAACAUAACUUGACUUGUAAUAUGUUUCUUGCUUUCUUUAAUGGUUGUCAGAUGAGAUUAAUUGAGAAUGACCAUUUUGCUCUCGAA